Nestor notabilis (Kea) is the source of this 1317-nucleotide messenger RNA. It is a transcript of the gene CFDP1, whose product is annotated as craniofacial development protein 1. The record is from RefSeq and is a predicted model, not a curated record. The transcript is spliced from 5 exons. NCBI's taxonomy places the organism in Eukaryota, Metazoa, Chordata, Aves, Psittaciformes, Psittacidae. The annotation marks the transcript as partial.
GAAGAGGAAGAAAGGAGGUCUCUUGCUAGAGCCAGAUGAGAAAGAGGAAGAAAAGGCUCAGCAGAAUGAAGAGGAGGAGGAGGAAGCGGAUAAUGUAGAGCAGGUGGAAAAAAGAAAAGAAGAAGAAAUAAAAAAGAAAGAGGAUGCUCUUUGGGCCAGUUUCCUCAGUGACGUGGGACAGAAACCCAAAGCAGCAGCUCCGACUCAGGCUGAGAAGGCUGAAGGAGAGAAGAGCGGGAACAAGCUUCAGGAGAAACCAGAAGAGUCAGGAAAAGUGACUAUCACCAAAAUGUUUGAUUUUGCUGGUGAGGAGGUCAGAGUGACUAAAGAAGUGGACUCAACCUCAAAAGAAGCUAAAGCUUUUCUGAAGCAGCAAGAGAAAUGGCAGUCUGCAGCUCCAGCUUCCCUCCCAACAGUCUCUGGGGUGAAGAGGCCAAGUGGUAUGAGCAGCCUCCUGGGGAAAAUUGGCUCCAAAAAGCAGAAGAUGAGCACACUGGAGAAAUCUAAACUGGACUGGGAGAACUUCAAGGAGGAGGAGGGGAUUGUGGAGGAGCUGGCAAUCCAUAAUCGAGGGAAAGAUGGGUACAUCGAGAGGAAAGCAUUCCUGGAGCGUGUGGAUCACAGGCAGUUUGAAAUCGAACGUGAUCUCAGACUGAGCAGGAUGAAGCCCUAAGUGCUGUGUAUGGCUGCAGGGGAUCCUGCUCCCUUCUGUGCCCGAGUGCUGGCUGGGGGCUGCCAGCCACCGCUGGACCACCGAGCACGGAAACGUUCUCUACCCAAGACUCAGCCUGUAUGGCUCAAUGUACAGGCUUUUCCUUUUACUGCAAUAGUUUGGGGAGGGUAUUUGUCAGUGGGCAGGGGGCACUUUGAGGGUUAAAUGGCCCAGAAGGUGAUAGAAGUACGUGAUUCUGCCAGCAGCUUUCCAUGGAGAAGAUAUGGUGGCACCCAUCCUUUGCCAGCCCUAGCUGCUUCUGGCAGUAGGAGGAACCACCAAGGCUAGGAGGGUGCUGGAAUAUUCAGCUCUGAGAGUGGAGCUGCAGGGAGGUUUAAUGGGUGCUGUGCAUACACAAGAUGUAUGCUAGAGCCCUUCUCCCCGCCCUGCCAGCCCCACAGCCUCUCUGCCCCACCACGCUGUGCUCUUGCCCGGGCAAAGCCGAACUGUCUCUACUUGCUUGUGGGGUCUGAUGAUGCUGUGGAGGGGUUAAGCAAGCCGAUGAAGAAAUCCUUCCUUGUUCAUGCUGUCAAGAAGAUGGGAGCAGCUGCAGCAGGCAGGAUGGGCCAGGAUCUGAGCAUUCACAUGAAUAAAGUAUUCCACCC